AUGAUUGGCACCAUUGCUAAUCCAGGUUAUUCUGUAAAAUACCCGACACCUUCCUAUUAUUCAUGGACACUUGUUGGUGGGAAUGAAGUCAUCACUGUGAGGUAAAAGAAAUCCGUUUGUGUUUUUUGCUAUUUCAAUUUUUUUUUAAAUUUAUUUCAAAGGCACGAUGGGAAAUAAUUUAAUUUAAAGAAAAUCUUAAGAAUGAAAUGUUUUUGGUUCAAAUCACAAAAUCAGACAUAAUGUGCGAAAAAAUAUAUCGUUUAUUAAUAGAUGCUUAUCAAAUAUAUUUUUAAAAAAAUAUAUAUUUUCAUGAAAAAUGCACGUUUUCCAAGCCACUGCAGGUAGCACUCAUCCUAGCUUUGCUUCUGAUUGUUAUGUAAUUAUUAUGGUAAUGACUUUCUCGUUUUGCAACAACAACAAAAAAGUUUUAUACACACACAUAGCUAUACAUAUCACAUUUCAAAAUAGAAUGAUAACAAAAAAGGGGGGGGGGGGGGCUAGGGAAUUGAAAAAUGAAAAUAAAUAAAAACAUAAAUAUUUGGCCUACAACGGUCGCUAAUUAACUUUGGCUUAUGCAAUUUUGUAUGUUUAAUUUUGUAACGUUUAAUACAUCCCUUUAGAUUCGCUCAUCUCUCGAUAAUCCUGUUUGGAAAUAGUGAUCACCUAAUUCAUUUAUUUCAGAUUCUUUUUUCAAAUGAAAGGAUUUCCGGACUGUAAGGAUGCUGUACUUCGUGUGUACGACGGUGGAAACACGAACGCCAGAUUGAUAGCACAAUAUUGCCAGUCCAAUUUUUCAGCUAAUCUAACAUCAACAACUAAUUUGAUGCACAUUGUUUUUAAAACAAACAGCAGUUAUUUGGGUUACCCAGGAUUUAAUGCAUCUUUUGUCGUCGAAGGU
Lymnaea stagnalis (great pond snail) is the source of this 898-nucleotide messenger RNA. The record is from the annotation of a GenBank genome assembly. Lineage: Eukaryota; Metazoa; Mollusca; Gastropoda; Lymnaeidae.